AUGUUAGGACGGGUUCCUGCUGUGGUCAAACCUUCAUCAGCAAAACUUCCUUUGUCACAUGCAUUUAAAGCAGUGCGGAGUAAUAGCUCGGUCCAGCUCUUCAGGACACCUUCCCAGCGACCUGUUUCUUCCUCGUUCUCGCUGAUUUCGCGAAAGACCUCCUAUCGAACUCCCGCCACCUACCGGUCGUUCAGUACCACUGCAAGAAUGGCUACCUCUACGAGAACGGAGACGGACGCUUUCGGGCCUAUUGAGGUCCCUUCAGACAAAUACUGGGGUGCGCAGACGCAAAGAUCUCUAGGGAACUUCAAGAUCAAUCAGCCUCAGGAUCGAAUGCCGGAAGGAGUCGUACGAGCUUUUGGCAUUCUCAAGGGUGCCGCUGCCACGGUGAAUAUGCGAUAUGGCUUGGAUCCAAAGAUUGGCGAGGCCAUCCAACAGGCGGCCGCUGAAGUCGCUUCUUUGCAAUUGAUCGACCAUUUCCCUUUGGUGGUUUGGCAAACCGGUUCCGGAACCCAAUCCAACAUGAAUGCCAACGAGGUCAUUUCAAACCGUGCCAUUGAAAUCCUUGGAGGACAAAUGGGGAGCAAGAAACCCGUUCAUCCGAACGAUCACGUCAACAUGUCUGCCAGUUCCAACGAUUCAUUCCCUACAGUCAUGCAUAUUGCGGCUGUCCUGGAUUUCGAAGAGAGGCUGGUCCCUGCGCUCACGAAUUUGAGGGAUGCUCUGCAGAAGAAAGCGGACGCCUUUGAUAAAAUCAUCAAAAUUGGCAGAACCCAUUUGCAGGAUGCAACUCCACUGACACUGGGUCAGGAGUUUAGCGGAUACGUUGCCCAACUCGAUCGAAACCUUGAACGAAUUCGGCUGGUUCUUCCACAUCUCCGACAAUUGGCUCAGGGUGGUACCGCUGUCGGCACUGGUUUGAACACCUUCAAGGGAUUUGCUGAGGGAAUUGCUGAAGAGGUCACAAAGAUGACCGGCAUCAAGUUUGAAACGGCUCCAAAUAAAUUUGAGGUUCUGGCUGCUCACGAUAGCAUCGUCGAGGCUUCGGGAACUUUGAACACCCUCGCUUGUAGUCUGUUCAAGAUUGCCCAGGAUAUCAGAUACCUUGGAUCUGGACCUCGUUGUGGCCUGGGAGAGUUGAUCCUCCCUGAGAAUGAACCCGGCAGCAGUAUUAUGCCUGGAAAAGUCAAUCCAACUCAAUGUGAGGCUCUCACCAUGGUUGCCGCUCAAGUUAUUGGGAACCACACCGCCGCCACCGUGGGGGGUCUGAGUGGACAAUUCGAAUUGAACGUCUUCAAGCCUCUCAUGAUCCGAAAUUUGCUUCACAGCAGCAGAAUUUUGUCCGACGCUAUGAAUGGCUUUGUUGAGCAUUUGGUCACCGAUCUGAAAGCUGAUGAGAAGAGAAUCGGUACUCUUCUGCAUGAAAGUUUGAUGCUUGUCACUUGUCUCAACCCCGUUAUUGGCUACGAUAUGGCUUCGAAGGUUGCCAAAAAUGCUCACAAGAAAGGUUUGACGCUGAAACAGUCGGCUAUGGAAUUGAAAGCUUUGUCGGAAGAAGAUUUUGAUAAAUAUGUUCGUCCCGAGCUCAUGUUGGCUCCGAAGGAGAAGAAAUAA
Messenger RNA from Rhinocladiella mackenziei CBS 650.93, 1614 nucleotides. RefSeq names its product fumarate hydratase, class II. Gene Ontology annotation, molecular function: fumarate hydratase activity. The transcript is spliced from 3 exons. Gene Ontology annotation, cellular component: tricarboxylic acid cycle heteromeric enzyme complex; mitochondrion. The record is from RefSeq and is a predicted model, not a curated record. NCBI's taxonomy places the organism in Eukaryota, Fungi, Ascomycota, Eurotiomycetes, Chaetothyriales, Herpotrichiellaceae. Bases 1 to 1614 code for a protein of 537 amino acids. Gene Ontology annotation, biological process: malate metabolic process; tricarboxylic acid cycle; fumarate metabolic process.